Molecule: messenger RNA, 1007 nt
Organism: Anolis sagrei ordinatus
Lineage: Eukaryota; Metazoa; Chordata; Lepidosauria; Squamata; Anolidae
Gene: LSM4
Product: LSM4 homolog, U6 small nuclear RNA and mRNA degradation associated
Biological process (GO): spliceosomal snRNP assembly; P-body assembly; mRNA splicing, via spliceosome
Cellular component (GO): spliceosomal tri-snRNP complex; P-body; U6 snRNP
Molecular function (GO): U6 snRNA binding
Source: RefSeq, a predicted model, not a curated record
UUUGAAGGUGGAAGUGGCGCCGGCGGAAGCGGAAGUCGUGGCUGUGGAGCCUGGAGAGUAAGAUGCUUCCGCUAUCGCUGCUGAAGACGGCCCAGAACCACCCCAUGCUGGUGGAGCUCAAAAAUGGAGAGACGUACAAUGGGCACCUGGUGAGCUGUGACAACUGGAUGAACAUCAACCUCCGUGAAGUCAUUUGUACCUCCCGGGACGGAGACAAGUUCUGGCGGAUGCCGGAGUGCUACAUCCGGGGAAGCACCAUCAAGUACCUGCGCAUCCCGGAUGAAAUCAUCGACAUGGUGAAGGAGGAGGUGGUCUCCAAGGGCCGAGGCCGUGGUGGGAUGCAGCAGCAGAAGCAGCAGAAGGGGCGUGGACUGGGCGGCACCGGACGUGGUGUGUUCGGAGGCCGUGGCCGAGGUGGGGUGCCUGGGAGUGGCCGUGGGCAGCAAGAGAAGAAGCCAGGAAGACAGGCCGCAAAGCCCUGAGAGGCUCAUGGCUGCCGGGGAAGGGGCCCGGGAUCCGACAGCAAUCCCACUGGCAAAGGCUGGUCAGCCGUCUGCCUUGGUUCCACAAGAUGGACUUUAGGUUGUGCUCUUUUCUUUUCUUUUUGAUGUUUUCUCUUUUUUUAAAGAAAUACAAAACCAGUGUUUGGACAAAAUUCUCCUGAGUUUCAAAGAGUUCCUGAUAUGACGGGAUUGUUUUGGUUCUCGUUCGUCCUCUUCUGGCAUUCCCUGGGAGAGAAGUUCAAUCCUUGCAAUAUUCCCAAAACUUGGGAUUGAUGAGAACGGAGUGUUGUGUUGGCUUCGGGACAAAUCUGGGUUCCGACCACCGACAGGCAGCAUUUGCUCUUGCUUCUUCAACUGCUGCUUUGUGGAGAAAUAAGCCUCUGCUGGGGAGAAAAGAGCUCUUCGAAUCCUUACAGCCAUAGGACCUUGUUUUCUACCUGGGAUUCUCCCCUAAAAUGUACCCUUUCCCCUGUCACUCUGAAAUAAAAGAGGUUGAAAUAGCAA